CCGGAAAUGAACACGAAGAUAAAGGAGGGAUCCGCCAUUUCAGUAGCUACGAUGAGACCCACUUCUAGUAAACAUUGAAGGGGAGGGGGGGUGCAUCAUUUUAACACAUUUUUUUGCUAAAUAAGUAUUUAGUUAGCUAUCGGGUCACUCGUGAGCGAAGGUAAAAACGAGUCCUCUAAAGGUUAGCGGAAAGCAGGGAAAGGGGCGGAAGAUGGCGGUCGACAAACGAGAUGAGAAAGACGGAGAGCUCAACGUGCUGGAUGACAUCCUCACCGAGGCCCCGGACCAGGAUGAUGAGCUCUAUAACCCUGAGAGUGAACAGCACGUCAACCAGAAAAAAGGGUCUAAGAGGAAGAACAACCGAGGGGAUAACCACGUGCUGAAGCGUCUGCGACCCACGGCUCACACCACCGCCAGACAGGCUACUAAGAGAUCAGCCCCCUCGGCUGGGGCCAGCGGGAAAAAGCCAGUCAACUCCAGGAGGGGACGGCACCCCUCCGAGUACGAUACUGAUAGUUACUAUGAGGACAGGAAGACCCAUCCUAUAAGAGAUGGUGGGGUGCAGAGAGGGGAGCCUCCCAAAGCAGCCCACCCUGACAAGCCCCUUGGCCGCAGGAAGACCCAUCCUAUGAGAGAUGGUGGGGCGCAGAGAGGGGAGCCUCCCAAAGCAGCCCAUCCUGACAAGCCCCUGGGCCGCAGGAGAGAGCCAGACAGACACAGGAUCAUGCCUGAGCUCACCACCGAGAAGCAGAGUCCUCCCAGCGAGGAGGUCAGCCCCUCUAAGGAAGCAACAGAAGAAGAGGAGGCAUCAGACCAGGAGACGGGCAGCACGGCCGAGUCCUCCGAGGGACACCGAUCCAACAUGGAGGGAGAGGAAGAUGAAGAGGAGGGCGAGGAGGAAGAAUAUGAGGUGCAGGAAGUGGAUCAGAGAGCCAAGAAUGCUCCAAAUGAUUACGACAUUCGCAGUGAAGUCAGCGACUCCCAGUCUGAGUCUGUGUCCUUCUCUGAGGGGGAGUCUGUUCUCUCCGGCUCUGCCUCUGAGGCUUCAGGUUCUGAGAAAACGCAUGAGAAACUGUCGUCGUCGGUCCGCGCUGUCCGCAAGAACCAGAACAGCAAGCUGAAGUAUGUCAUACGAGACGCCCGUUUCUUCAUGAUCAAGAGCAACAACCACGAGAACGUGUCCCUGGCCAAGGCGAAGGGUGUGUGGUCCACUCUGCCUGUGAAUGAGAAGAAGCUGAAUGCCGCCUUCCGUUCCGAUCGCAGUGUCAUCCUGGUCUUCUCAGUCAAGGAGAGUGGCAAGUUCCAAGGUUUCGCCAGGCUGUCCUCUGAGUCUCAUCAUGGAGGGUCUCCCAUCCACUGGGUCCUGCCUGCUGGGAUGAACGCCAAGAUGCUGGGUGGGGUGUUCAAGAUCGACUGGAUCUGCAGACGGGAGUUGCCGUUCACUAAAACGGCUCACCUCUCCAACUCGUGGAACGAACACAAGCCUGUAAAGAUCGGCCGAGACGGACAGGAAAUGGAGCCAGAGUGUGGGAUGCAGCUGUGCGUGACGUUCCCCCAGGACGAGAGUAUUAACUUGUAUCAGGUUAUUCAUAAAAUGCGACACAAGAGGAGGACGCCUUCGGAGCCGCGCUCUCGAGGACGCCCGCCGCACAGAGAGCCAACCCGAGGCCACCUGGGAAGUUUGCCUAAUUCAUGUAGGGGUCGGCCAGAGGAAAAUGCCAUUCACAACAGGAAACGGCCGAGGAUUGAUUAUCCAGCAGAGUUCCCACAGAGACCAGGCUUUACACUGGACCCUCGCAACCCGCCAGCUGACCGGCGGUUCCCCACUGGAGUGAGGAGAGAUGUUUUUCUCAAUGGGUCCUACAAUGAUUACAUGAGAGAGUUCCACCACACCAUUGGGCAGCCUACUCCUUGGCAAGGAAUGGCACAGUACCCUGGGAUGGAGCAGCAACCUCCCCACCCGUUCUACCAGCACCAUCCUCCUCCUCCCCAGUCACACCCACCCUAUGCUGGGCAACACCCUGUACCACACGACGCCCGCUUCAGAGAACCUGUACCACACGACGCCCGCUUCAGAGAACCUGUACCACACGACGCCCGCUUCAGAGAGAAGAGACUUGUCCGCUCCUAUAGCUCCAGUGUGCAUGACUAUGAUAUGCGCGUGGAUGACUUCCUGAGACGGACCCAGGCCGUGGUGACCAGUCGCCGCAGCCGUCCACGGGAACGAGACAGGCAAAGGGAGCGAGAACGGCCCAGAGAUGCCCGCCGGGACCGAGAUCGUGGACGCGACCGGGAGAGAGACCGGAUCAGGGACAGGGAGAAGGAGAGGGGGCACUACAGGAGAUAAUCAGGGACUAAAAUCAAACAGCAAGUCCUCUGCAGUAGUUUAUUUUACCACGUUCCCCUUUUUAUAAAUAAGCUGUGUCUUUUUAAGUGAUUGUGUACUCUUUUUACGUUAUGUUGUCAAGUCAUCCGCUCAUGUGUAUCAUAAAUGCAGUGUAACUGAACAAAGGCAAUAACAGGAGAAAGUGGUUUGGUCAAACUAUUGCAGAUGUUUAUGUUAGUUUGUUUCGUUUCUUCCUGAGACCCAGACAGACAGUAAUGACUUUGUAAAUGUUUUUCAUUGCCACAUUGUCUUUUUAUGUUGUUCAUAAUUGUACCUGGUUCACAUGAAGAUAUUGCUACUUGAAGGGGUAUAAUUGAGUUGUACUGAAUCUGUUGUAGUAAGUCCCUUUUUUGUUUUCCUGGUCUUUUUUAGUUUCAAGCCGUUGCAUUUCUAGUGUUUUUAACCGGUCCAGAAGCAAAAAAAAACAAUAUCAUCUGUCUAAAUCUUGAUUUUCUGAAGUUUAAAUCCAGACUCUAAUCAGUGCUGUAAGGCGAUGAGAGAAUGUUUGCUUGGGGGGGGGGGGUGUAUAAUGUUUUGAAGGUCUGUUUUGUACAACAAAAAUACUGUGUAUUUUACUACUGUCGUCUUGUUGAUAAGUAAAAGACUGGUCUGGAUUGAUUCACCUUUAUAGAAACUGUUUUUACUCAGAACUGAGUAUAUUUUUUAAGGCAUUCAAACCUUUAUGAAACCAGUCAUAACACCUUUGUGUGUUGAAGUAUAAUAAAAAGCUUUACAUCACGUUGAA
Messenger RNA from Oncorhynchus nerka (sockeye salmon), 3131 nucleotides. RefSeq names its product YTH domain-containing protein 1-like. The transcript is spliced from 15 exons. Lineage: Eukaryota; Metazoa; Chordata; Actinopteri; Salmoniformes; Salmonidae. Gene Ontology annotation, biological process: regulation of alternative mRNA splicing, via spliceosome; mRNA splicing, via spliceosome. Gene Ontology annotation, cellular component: nucleoplasm. Bases 212 to 2347 code for a protein of 711 amino acids. The record is from RefSeq and is a predicted model, not a curated record. Gene Ontology annotation, molecular function: N6-methyladenosine-containing RNA reader activity; mRNA binding.